This is a messenger RNA of Balearica regulorum gibbericeps (East African grey crowned-crane), 867 nucleotides long. The record is from RefSeq and is a predicted model, not a curated record. Lineage: Eukaryota; Metazoa; Chordata; Aves; Gruiformes; Gruidae.
ACCUGCUCUGUUACGUGCCGCUCUAGGAGUGCUGGUUCUGUCCUGGUACCCGCCCGGCCUAGCAGACGACAACGGGGAGCCGUCGGACAGCCUCGUGCCCUCCAUACUGGACACCGCGCACAGAUACGCCAUAAAGGUUGCCUUUCAUAUCCAGCCAUACAAAGGGCGCGAUGACCACACCGUGCAUGAGAACAUCAAAUACAUCGUGGACAAAUACGGAUCACACGCAGCUUUUUAUAAGUACAAGACCAGCACCGGCAAGAGUCUCCCGCUGUUUUACAUCUAUGAUUCCUACUUGACACCAGCUGAAUCCUGGGCCAACCUUCUCACACCAUCAGGCUCCCACUCUCUCCGCAACACCGCUUACGACGCCAUGUUCAUAGCGCUGCUGGUGGAGGAGGGACACAAGCACGAUAUCCUCUCAGCAGGGUAUGACGGCAUGUACACGUACUUUGCGUCCAACGGUUUUUCUUUCGGCUCAUCCCACCAGAACUGGAAAGCAAUCAAAACUUUCUGCGACUCCAACAACCUGAUGUUCAUCCCGAGCGUUGGCCCAGGCUACAUCGACACCAGCAUUCGCCCCUGGAACAACCACAACACUCGGAACAGAGUCAACGGGAAGUACUACGAAACAGCUCUGCAGGCUGCUCUCACGGUCAGGCCUGAGAUUGUCUCCAUCACGUCCUUCAACGAGUGGCACGAAGGCACCCAGAUCGAGAAAGCUGUACCCAAGAAGACGCUGACGCGCCUUUAUCUGGACUACCUUCCUCAUCAGCCGAGCAUGUACCUGGAGCUGACUCGCAGGUGGGCAGAACAUUUCAGCAAAGAGAAAGAGCAGUGGUUGAUGUAACUUCAGGAUUUGCCUUA